CUCCUAGUGACCCAGAUACUGCCAUUAGCAGCAUCCUCUCUCCUCAGGGAGGCAAGAAUUUGAUGCCUGAGGUCCUAGGCAGUUGAGGUCUUUGACAAGUGAUGUGAGAGUCCCGUGUGUCAUAGGAAGCUCCCCACCUCCAUCUGGCAACCCUGGCCACGAGUAGUAGGUUGUUCUUUCUCCACCCAGAGCUUACCGCUCAGGUCCCCCUCGCCAAUUGAAACAAACACCCUCUGACAUGCCCCGGAUGCUGUUGCUCAUCGUUAUCAUGGUCCAUCCAGGAUCCUGUGUUCUCUGGGUGUUCCAGCCCCCUGAGAUUCGUACCCAGGAGGGCUCUGCUGCCCUCUUGCCCUGCUCCUUCAAUGCCAGCAGAGGGAGACUGGCCAUUGGCUCUGUCGCGUGGUACCGGGACAAGGUGGCCCCAGGGAAGGAAGUGAGGAAUGAGACGCCAGAGUUCAGGGGCCGCCUGGCCCCUCUUGCCUCUUCCCGUUUCCUCUGUGACCACCAGGCUGAGCUGCACAUCUGGGAUACCCAAGACUGUGACACUGGAGUCUACGUGUGCAGGGUGGAGGUGCUGGGUCUUGGUGCUGGAACAGGGAAUGGGACUCUGCUGGUGAUAGAAAAAGGACCUCCUUGGCUGGGGGCCAGCACAGUCCUCCUCCUUCGGGUGGCAUUCUAUGCCUUCAGCUUCAUCUCUGUGGCCAUGGGCAGCACCAUCUAUUACCAAGGCAAAUGUAAGGAAUGGGGCCAGGGCAAUGGUGGAAGAGAGCUGGAGGAGGGGGAGACAGAGACCAGGAAGAGGAGGGCUGUGGCGAUGGGCAACCCCUGUUGUCUCUCCUGCAGGCCACUGUCACCUGGGAACAUGCUGCCACUCCUCAGAUGGCCUCUGAUGAGUGAUUCGAGACCUCAGCCAUCCCAACCCUCUUCAAGAGACCCCAAUAAAUCCUUCUCUGCCCCACCACUAACUCCUUAUGAGUCUCAUGUUUUUUCCUUUUCCAUUCUCCAGGUACCCAAAAAUGUCCCUCUCUGGGGUCCCCUGACUCUUCCUAACUCUCCCUUCUGCCAAGCCUGGCCUGGAAAGGUCCAAGGAGCGACCUUCCCAGUAAUUGUGUCUGGAGCCUCUCCCAUCACCAUCCAGGACUCAACACCUCCACCUCUCUGGGGUGCAGGGGGCUAGGUCUGAUUCUCCUGAGAAAUGGGGCAUAUGGGAUCGGAUUAGCCCCACCUCCCCAUUCCAGCCAGGCUCACACAUGUACUCUUUCUGGCCUUCAGGGAAGCUUGGGUUCCUAAACACCCGAGAAAUCACUACUCGACCCCAGAGUGGGUGGGAAGAUAACCUUGCUUAAGUUUUGAUGGCGGUCAUGCUGAAAUGGGACUGAGUUGAGUUGAACUGAGAACCCCAAGGCACAGAAGGUGGUGAGACCACGGUCUUUACUGGGUGGGCCACAGUCCUGGGUUGGGGGAAGGCGUUUGGGGGAGCUCAGGUGGAUUAGUUCUUGGCAAUGCAGGCAUAGUCACUGCUGGGGUCCUCCUUGGAGCCUUCCCUUUGGCUGAGGCCAGGCCCCUCACGGCAAGGCACGGACAGCAGAGAUGCGUAGUGGAGCUCUUGCUCUGAGAGCUGGGCCUGGGGCGGGGGUAGAAGGUGCUGCUGGGAGGUCACCGGAGGAGCCCCCUCCCCUGGGUCCUUCCUUGUGCUGCUGCCCACCCCGCUGUACCUCACUGCCUCCUCAGUGCCCCCUGCCCUCUGUCUCUGCCAGCCUAAACUCCUGCUCAUUUCUC
Molecule: messenger RNA, 1779 nt
Organism: Lynx canadensis (Canada lynx)
Lineage: Eukaryota; Metazoa; Chordata; Mammalia; Carnivora; Felidae
Gene: NCR3
Product: natural cytotoxicity triggering receptor 3
Exons: 3
Coding region: 239-1177 (312 amino acids)
Biological process (GO): immune response-activating cell surface receptor signaling pathway; natural killer cell activation; positive regulation of natural killer cell mediated cytotoxicity
Source: RefSeq, a predicted model, not a curated record